Molecule: messenger RNA, 7947 nt
Organism: Epinephelus fuscoguttatus (brown-marbled grouper)
Lineage: Eukaryota; Metazoa; Chordata; Actinopteri; Perciformes; Serranidae
Gene: synj1
Product: synaptojanin 1
Exons: 32
Coding region: 166-5223 (1685 amino acids)
Biological process (GO): synaptic vesicle endocytosis; phosphatidylinositol dephosphorylation
Molecular function (GO): phosphatidylinositol-4,5-bisphosphate 5-phosphatase activity; nucleic acid binding
Source: RefSeq, a predicted model, not a curated record
GCACGGCACCUUUUCACGAGGUAUUACGGUAACGUGAGGUAGGCGUGCUUUGCGUUGGAAUGUACCAUUCUGCCAACACACCGGGAAGGAUUUUGUUGUGACAGCGGAGUAACAACCCGGCGGGGGUAGACGGUAAUAACGUAGGUUUUUCACCUUGCAUCAACAAUGGCCUUCAGCAAGGGAUAUCGCAUUUACCACAAGCUGGAUCCACCCCCUUACAGUGUCAUAGUGGAAACCAGGACCAGGGAAGAAUGCCUCAUGUUUGAAUCAGGGGCUGUUGCUGUUCUGUCGGCAGCAGAGAAGGAGGCCAUUAAAAACACAUAUGCCAAGAUUGUUGAUGCCUAUGGCAUCCUGGGUGUCCUCCGCCUAAACUUGGGUGAUUCCAUGCUCCACAGUCUGGUGGUUGUGACAGGAUGCAGCUCUGUGGGGAAAGUGCAGGAUUCUGAGGUUUUCAGGGUCACACAGACAGACUUUAUAUCGCUGAAGAAUGACCCAGCAGAUGAGGACCGCAUAGCUGAGGUGCGAAAGGUCCUGAACUCAGGACACUUUUACUUUGCCUGGUCUGCCACUGGAGUCAGCAUGGACCUGAGUCUCAAUGCACAUCGCAGGACCCUGGAAGACACUACAGAUAACCGCUUCUUCUGGAACCAAUCUCUGCACCUGCACCUGAAACACUAUGGAGUUAACUGUGAUGACUGGCUGUUGAGGCUGAUGUGUGGUGGUGUGGAGAUCAGGACCAUUUAUGCAGGGCACAAACAGGCCAAGGCCUGCAUCUUCUCACGCCUCAGCUCAGAACGGGCAGGCACACGAUUCAACGUCAGAGGAACAAAUGAUGACGGACAGGUGGCCAACUUUGUGGAGACUGAACAGGUUAUUUUCCUGGAUGACAAGGUCUCAUCCUUCAUACAGAUCCGUGGGUCCAUUCCUCUUUUCUGGGAACAGCCAGGAAUCCAGGUUGGAUCUCAUCGUGUCAAACUCUCGAGGGGAUUUGAGGCAAAUGCGCCAGCAUUUGAAAGACACUUCACUGCACUGCGGAGGUUGUAUGGUAAACAGGUGAUCAUCAAUCUGCUUGGGAGCAAGGAAGGGGAACACAUGCUCAGCAAAGCGUUCCAGAGUCACUUGAAGGCAUCAGAGCAUGCGACAGCAGUGAAAAUGGUGAACUUUGACUACCAUCAAAAUGUGAAGGGGGGCAAGGCAGACAAACUCCACAGUGUCCUCAAACCCUACCUCAGCAAGUUUUUAGAGGAGUGUGGGUUCUUCUACUACUCGGGAGAGACGGGCAUCGCAAAGACUCAGGGUGGGACCAUUAGGACCAACUGCUUGGACUGUCUGGACAGAACCAACAGUGUUCAGGCCUUCUUUGCCCUUGAGAUGUUGCCAAAGCAGCUGGAGGACAUGAGUCUGACAGAGAAACCCCAGCUGGUGGCCCGGUUCCAGGAGGUUUUUAGGACCAUGUGGUCAGCCAAUGGAGACUCCAUCAGUAAGAUCUACGCAGGCACCGGUGCCCUGGAUGGCAAGGCCAAGGCGGGAAAGCUAAAAGAUGGCGCUCGUUCCGUGACAAGGACCAUCCAGAACAACUUCUUUGACAGCUCCAAGCAGGAGGCUAUAGACAUCCUGAGGCUGGGCUCCACACUCAACAGCGAUUUGGCGGACAAAGCUCGUGCCUUGCUCACCACGUCCAGUCUAUAUGUCACUGAGCCCGUCUUACAAUCAGCUUCCCCAAGAGUAUUGCUGGGAAUGUGUCAGAACUACCAUAAAUACACGAGGCCCAAGCAGAUCCGGGUGUGUGUCGGCACCUGGAAUGUCAACGGCGGUAAACAGUUUCGCAGCAUUGCUUUCCGCAAUCAGACACUCAACGACUGGCUGUUGGAUGCUCCAAAGAAGGCAGGGCAUCCUGAGUUCCAGGACAGCAAAGCCAACCCCGUAGAUAUCUUUGCCAUUGGCUUUGAAGAAAUGGUUGAACUGAAUGCUGGCAAUAUUGUCAGUGCGAGCACUACAAACCAGAAACUAUGGGCAGCUGAGCUACAAAAAAACAUAUCGCGGGACCACAAGUAUGUGCUGCUUGCUUCAGAGCAGCUGGUGGGAGUGUGUCUGUUUGUUUUCAUCCGCCCACAGCACGCACCCUUCAUCAGGGAUGUUGCCGUAGAUACUGUAAAAACUGGGAUGGGCGGGGCUACAGGCAAUAAAGGAGGUGUGGCCAUCCGCCUGCUCUUCCACACCACCAGCAUCUGCUUUGUCUGCUCCCACUUUGCUGCCGGCCAGUCACAGGUCAAGGAGAGGAACGACGACUACAAUGAGAUCACACGCAGACUCAGCUUCCCCAUGGGUCGUCUGCUGUACUCGCAUGACUACGUCUUCUGGUGUGGAGACUUUAAUUAUCGAAUCAGUAUGCCCAAUGAGGAAGUGAAAGACCUGAUCAAACAGCAGAGCUGGGACUCCCUGACAGCUGGGGACCAGUUGUUGGACCAGAAGAAUGCUGGUUUGGUGUUCAGAGGUUUUAUCGAGGGGAAGUUAGAUUUUGCCCCCACCUAUAAGUAUGACCUCUUCUCAGAAGACUAUGACACCAGCGAGAAGUGCCGAACACCAGCCUGGACUGACCGCAUCCUCUGGAAGAGGAGGAAGUGGAACUUUAACAAAACGGCUGAGGAGAUGAAUGUAGUAGGGGCACCUUCCACAUCUGGGGAGAAUGAGGACGAUCCACACAACCCCUGGAGCCCUGGAACUCUGAAGUACUAUGGCAGGGCUGAGCUUAAGACCUCAGACCACAGACCCGUGAUGGCUGUAAUAGACGUGGACAUCCUGGAAGUCGACCCAGAGGCGCGUCACCAGGUCUACAAAGACGUCAUCGCCCUGCAGGGGCCCCCAGAUGGCACCAUCCUGGUGUCACUCUGCUCCUCCGGCCCUGAUGACUACUUUGACGAUGCGCUCAUAGACGAGCUGCUGGACAAGUUUUCUAAUUUCGGAGAGGUCAUCCUCAUCAGGUUUGUGGAGGAGAAGAUGUGGGUGACAUUCCUGGAAGGUUACUCUGCGCUUGCUGCUCUGUCUCUCAGCGCUUCCACUGUCCUUGGCAAAGUGAUUGACAUUCGUUUGAAGAGUCCAGGCUGGAUCAAGAGCCUGGAAGAGGAGAUGAGUGUGGAGAGGAUCUGUGGAAGCAUCCCCACCUCGGCCAGCUCCACCCUGCUUGCUGAGGACACAGACAUGGGCGAUGAUGAUUACGAUAUGGAAGGUGAAGUGGAUGAGGAGGUCGAGGAGAUCCUUCCCCAACACCUUCAGCCUGGAGCAGGCUCUGGCCCUGGAUCCUCCCCUCUCCCCUCCCCUCGCAGUAGUCCUUGUCCCUCCCCCACCCACGGAGAACCUGCUGCCCCCAGCAGGCCUAGUCGUGGAGGGCAACCUGCCCGACCAUCACAAGAUUUAAGCCCAUCAUUACUGAGGAGAGAAUUUCCAGGGCCUCCUGUUGACUUCCAGCCUGGUGCCCCCACAUCUCUAGAGCCCAAACGCCCACCUCCCCCUCGUCCCCAAGCUCCCCCAGCCAGACCAGCACCCCCUCAACGCCCACCGCCACCAUCAGGAGGCAUGAGCCCUCUGCCUAUUAGAAGGGAAUCUGGAGGACCAAAAAGCCCCGCUCUUCCUCGGCCAGAUGCUGCUGCAGGUCGAGGCCAGGUAGCAGUGGGAGCUCCCGGACCUGGAGGUGCUUCCAGACCGAAUAUCCCUCCUCGAGCUGGAGUCAUCAGUAUGCCCCCCCAGUCUCGCCCACCACCUCCCGCUCACCCUGGAGCACCUAGACCCAUCCCAGAAGUGCAUCCCGGGGCCCCUCGGCCAAUCCCAGACACCCACCCUGGAGCUCCACGACCUGUGCCCAGCGGCCAGGCAAAACCAUCUGACCUGCCUCUGGGUCCCUCUCCCUCAGGUCCUCCUCUUGCAGAGCCCCCUGCAGGGAGACCCCAGGUUCCAUCACCCAUGCAGCCACCCAUGCAGCCCCAACAGGUUGCACCUGCAGCUCAGUCCCAACUCCCACCACCGAUGCAGCCCACACUUCCAGCUCCACUCCAACCACAGCAAGCUCCUAAAGCAGGGCCCCCUCCUGCUGCUGCCCCUGCUGGGCCUCCACAGGGUCUAGCCUCUCCUAAACCCCCACCACGUUCCCGCUCCUCUCACGCUCUGCCACCUGAUGCUGCCAAGUCUGAGACAGCCCCAGCUGCACAGACUAAUGGACUGAACGGAAUCCAAAGAGAAGCACAAUGGAAGCCCGACCCCUUCGACACACUUACUUCUGAUUUCCUCACCUCCUCCUCAUCCUCCUGGCAAACCACCCAAUCCCUGACCAGAGGCUCCUCUCUGCGUGCUCCCCCCGCAGUUCCUGUGUCGAAGAUGUCCAAUACUCUCCCGACAUCCCUCUCCUUCCAGUCCUCCGCUCUGUCAGACCUGCAGGCACUUGAUUCGUCUUCCUCUUCCUCGCUCUCCACCCCGUCACCAUUCGCCUCCUCCCUGCUCCCGCCUCCUCCGGUACCAUCUCGUAGCCGCUCCCACGAGACACUGCGUGCCUCCCCCGGCCCCCUCCUGAGUGACCCACUUCCUGUGCGACCCAGCAGCACCAAUCCCUUCACAGGCCCACUGGCGCAGCAGCAUCAGCAGCGCCGCGCAAUGACCCCGGAUUUCAGCAUCCAGCACCCUGCCGCAACGCCAAACAUUCAAAGGACCAUGUCCGCUCUCACUCAGCCACUUAUCCCCACCCCUGCUCCAGCAGCAGCCCCUACUGCCACACCCAACUCUCAGCUGCAAAGGACAACGUCCCUGUUUGGACCAUCGUCCACUUUAAAUCCAACACCUACUCCUCUGCUCCCCCUCACGCCAUCUCCUGCCCCCUCCCUGCCUCUGGCACCACCCUCCUCCCUUCCACCUUCCCUCGCACCUCGUCGCCAGCCACCUCCCCCAGGAGGGAAACCAACUCAGCAGUGGGUCACGUUUGAUGAUGAUUUGGAUUUUAAACCUCCAACCAAAACACCACAAGCCCCCGUCUUCCCUUCCAGUUCUCUAGUGCCCCAAACUCAGACUCAGCCCUCCCGCUCUGUGUUUGACUCAGAGCCCGACUGGUUAUCCUCGACCCCUUCAGUAUUCCCAACCCUCCCUCCUCCCAUCCCAUCUAGAACUGUAACCAGUAACCCAAAGCUCCCAGAGGGACCCAGCGACGACUGCUUCUUCCCCAGGGGGUCGACAGAAAGAUAGGAUCACUCAUAAUAUGUAAAGGGCAUAUCCAGAUAUGUAUAGAUCUAUGAUAAAUGUGUAUAUGUGUGUGUGUAUGUACAAAAGAGACAGUAUUUAAGAAGUAUAGACCAAUCCCCUUCUGAAUCACAGGAAAGGAUUUAUAUCUCGAGCAGUAACACGAGAAGUGUAUGAGCCUAAAUGUGUGUUCUAACUUUACCACAGAGAUGUUUGCCUGUUCCCUGAUAUUAACAUUUAUUUUAAUACAAAUCAUUCUGAUGUUUAUUUUUAUUCACGGCAGCAAACGUGCCUGCGUCUACAGUAUAGAGUUAUAUAAAGUACAUCUAUACGCACAAAUCACGUGUUUAACCACCUGUGCAAUAUCAAGACAUUUCUGUGUGGUCGUGCAGCACACUGCAUUCGCCUGUGAGGUUCAGUGUUACCUUGGCAUUUGCUACAUUCACAGACACACAGCGGUUCAUAUCCAUUAUUCUGACUGAACUAAACAUCAGAGCAGGGUACUCAAGUUAGAGGGUAAUCUUCUACCUUGUCGGUUCACGUGUGGCAGAAGGCUAUGCACUGCAGGUUUUACAUUUGCCCCACAAACAGAGUUGUUGUUGUACGUUUUAAUUCUUUUCUUUGUCUGUGAGGGGUGCACAUUUAAAAGUCUUAUUGUGCGCUUGCUUUUAUCAUGAAUGUACUUUACGUUGCACUGGGUUUUGUCAUUGCCUCCUUGCUGACACUGCAGCGUGAACAACAGCACGAGUUAGUGUCAUAAUCAGUCAAACUGUUCACUGCCGCAGGACUGAUGCUCUGUAAUGUCAUCCAAUCCUCUUGAUAGAAAACAUUUUGUUCUCUCUCUCUCUUCAGCCAUUGUUCUUUGUCUAUGGGCUGUUACGCUUAGCUGGAUAUAUUUUGUAGCUCUAUAUCAAAACCUAUACAUAGUGAUUAUGUAUAAAUGUAUGUUUGCAACAUGGGAACUACUCGCUAAAUGUGCGUACGUGUGUUUGUGAUGACCGUAUCAGUGAUUUGCACAAUAUAACUGAUAUGCACUGAAAGGCUGUAUGUGCUCUCUUGGUUGUAUUCUUGCUGAUGGCUGAGUGGCAGAAAUGAGAGCCUGCGGAUUGAACAGACAUCCUGUAGUGUUUUAACCCCUCUUGAUUUAUCCAAAGCAUUUAACCACACUAUUGUAAAUUCAGAGAAUGUGGCGCGUGUGUGUAUACUUCUCUUACUCUCAAGUAUGAAGCUGGUGUGAUUUGGGUUUGAGGACAUGGCAGCAAGGACGAGCCAUGCUUAAUAAUAAGAGGGCACUUUUUUUUUUACUUCAACUUUUGUUCACUGCAAAAGUCAUGCUUUUAAUUUCUAAGAACAUUUACUCUAAAUAACCUAUUGUUGAUACCGUGGUGAGAAGUAACGUGUUGUGUUUGAGGUGCAUAUCGUCCGUUGUCGUGUUUGACAGUGUUUGUGUUUGGAUGUGAGUGCGUGUACAGAGUUUAGAGUGGAAUAUCAGAGCUUUUCCCCAAGGACGUCUUCUCUUUUGAGUGCACACAGUGUAUUUGCGAACAGGUUCUGAUGUAACAGCCACUGUAUUUAUUUACCCAUGGCUGUCACUGUAUUUCUGCUUCCAGCCUGCCACAGGCUGCGGAGUGGUGUCACUGUAUGCGAAGAUGUUAACAAUACAAGACUUGAGAAUUCCCCCGUAGCAACACUAAUAGACGAUUGUUCACCACCUUGACUGAACAGACUCACUGUAUGCUCAAGUGCAUAACCAGGCUAUCAUUUCCAGUUGACUGUUUGUUGUGUCCUUUCUCAGGCGCAGUGCGGCCCACAUUCCAGACAGUAGUGCGAUUUGAGUGUAGGUGUCAAGCUCUCCCGAGCGUUUGCAGGUCCACUUGUGAUAUCUAACCCACAGCUGUUUCCUCCAGAGCCUUGCUGAUUUCGUAAACAUUCAUGAGGUGUGUGUGGUGUUCUCAGAGGUGAUGUGUCAGUAUUUUUUCCCCUGUGCUACCUUAUUUCACUUUCACUGCUAUUGAGUUUCAUAGGUCAGCGUUAAUGUUGACAGUGAUGACGAGCAAUAGUUUUGCAAAAGGAUCAGUGAGAGUACAAUCCUCCCUAAGUUGACACAUGCCAGCUGUUGUAAUCUAAUCAGAUGUUGUUUCCCCCCCCCUCAACCUUCAGAAAUUAUAUAACCGGCCGACAUGUCUUAAAAGAAUUUCGAUGGUUCACGGAGGAUAAAACAUCUGAUCCAAGUACCGGCUUACUAACGCUUCUGUGCUUUGUUAAAACACAAUGUAAAAAUAAGUAAAAAAUAAUCUUUGUUCACUGCGCCUAAAACAGUCGCUAUCAAUGUAAGCAAGUGUAUCAGGUUGCCUUUGCUUACAUGUCGAUGUCAUCUCUAAAAUGCAUUUAUUGUGUUAUCCAAAUGUGUGCGGUAGAUACUGUAUCUGCAUUAACAGUAGGUGACUAGCCAGCGCUUUGUGUCAUGUCAUGUUCAAGAUGAGAUUUUAUAGGAAACAAAAUUGCUCCUUUUGUGAGGUUGGUGUCCCCUUUUUAUGGCUAUAAUCCAUAGUAAAUAACGAGUCUGUGUUGUUGAACAUAUUCCGUAUGUGUUAAAGAGAAACAUGAAGCUGCGAUUCGUGUUAAUAUCUGACGUUCCAUAUUUUAAGUGCACAGCUGAUUGCACCUUUAUGUAUGAAGCAGUUUAUGUUGUAUGUAUGUAUGCAAAAAUAAAUGUAAGUUGACGCUGAA